This is a messenger RNA of Pundamilia nyererei, 7089 nucleotides long. RefSeq names its product KIAA1549-like b. Lineage: Eukaryota; Metazoa; Chordata; Actinopteri; Cichliformes; Cichlidae. The transcript is spliced from 23 exons. The record is from RefSeq and is a predicted model, not a curated record. The coding region runs from base 502 to 4644 and encodes 1380 amino acids.
UUUAAGCAGCUCCACAUAGAAAUCUGAUUCUUAACGAGUUACCGCCAGAAGAGGUCGUCCUGCCCUCUCGCUUCCAUUCUCACUACAAUUAACAGAGAGGUUAAUUCGCCCAGUUUGGCCAGGAAGGUGGCACACUUCAAAAUCAUCCAGCCACAAGCAAUCAGCGGUAGGCUGGCCUUUCUUUCAUGACUGAAUGUUGCCUGUGCGCAAGUAAAUGCCUGCCAUCCACCUGGACCAGGUCUGGAUGUGGCACUUCACCGCCAACAGCUAAAUGUCAAACCUUUGGCAAAGUGCGCGCGCCGCCCUGCGCCACACAGUGAUGAUGGGUGGACCGAGCGGAGAGGGGCGAUAGGGCACAUUUCUUAAUUUCCCUUCAGCGCCGCUUCCCCCACCAUCCAGACCUGGACACGCGACGAGACCGCGGGACGGCCCUGUUUCCCGUUCACACAGCGAUCCAAUGUAUUAUUCACGAGCGAAACUUCAGCAACUUGUCCACUGGAUAUGGCUCCCGGUUUGAGGAGUGGGCGGACAGGUCACCUCAGAGUGGCGGGAACCGGCGGGGCAGACCCCGAUGGGUGCUCGCCGCAGCGGACGGAUGCAGGAGGAGAGGGGAGGUGUUUGAGGACCAGGUUGCGAGUCGGAGCAGCGGGGAUGCUUGCAAACUGUCUGCUGUCUGUAGCAGUGCUUUUACUUCUUGUCCGGUGCUCUUUGGCCGCAGAGGAAAAAUCCACCUACGAUGCCUCAGGCUCCUCACCUUUACCGAGCGACCCAGCAGUCACAGGCGUUCCUGCUCACCCAUCGGCUGACCUGUCAGUGGCUGAGGAGGUGCCUUUCCCAGUUGUCCAUUCAGACAGUCACUCAGACACUGAUGCGGAGGGCUUAUCGGGGCAGCCUGCUUUUUCUUCUGUCUUAACCAUGAUGGCAGGAACUGUCAAACAUCCAGUGAGCCUUGAUCAAAGUAGAACCUUGCCAACUAUCACCAGGGAUGAGAUCCAUACCACCCAAUGGCCUUCACGUAAUUCCAGCCAGGGCUCAGACAUGUCCUCCUCAUCGUCACAUGUGGGAGCCAGCUCAGAAGCAGAGACGGAUGAAUUAACCGCUGGAACUUCCAAAACACUUGGACUCACUUUCCCCAAAGAAAUAGAGGCUAGUUUAAGCCCCUCUCAAUCAGUCAGAAUUACCCAUUCUGCUGGGCCUACCGAGAGGACAACUCAGGUAUCACCUCUGACCCCUCGACAAGACACCACGACAGCCUCUGUUAAGCUUUCCACCACUACAGCUUCAACCACAAAAACUAAAAACUCCACCACGCCUUCCCUAAGAGUCACUACGCAGUCAACCACCACUACCACACCACAGACCACGUUCGCGACCGGGAAAACCACAACCGUCAGGACUCAGUCCAACAGGAGAACAUUCACACCGCCUGUCCUAAGAACGAGCCCUCCCAGGGGGGUCACGGCUGUCUUCAUCUCACCUUUCACCACUACCACAGAGACUCCACCACAGCAGUGCAACAUCACUGAGAGAAUGUGGGUGAAAACAGUUGUUUCCAUCUAUGUGAGGAGAAACAGGCUAGACAGCAUUCAGAGGCAAAACCUGCGAAGGGGACUAAGUCAAGGCCUCAGGAAAGCUCUCAAUGAUACCUCUGCCCAAGCACAGGUGGAGACUGUAUUUGGUUCUCCCAACAUGACAGUGGCUUAUCACGUGACUGGAGGGGAUAUAGUUUACCCUCCGUCUGUAGUGAUGGAAGGCUUGGCAUCCUAUGGCCGUGAUAAGCUGAUUGCAGACCUGCGGCAGUACCUCCCCAUGGUAACAGCCCUGCCCCUCCCGGUUGCAUUAUGGAGACCCAGCCCAGCCACAGGCUUCCAGCUGAAAACAGUGCUACAGUUUGUGGGAGUAGGUGAUGAUCCUCGGUCCUGUCGCUUCUCUCAAAUGAUGGAACAGAGGCUUGAGAAGGUUUUUUCCGAAGCGCAGGCCAAAGUGCUUAACGCUAACAGCAGACUCUCUGUUCAGAUGCUGAGUGUCUCUCAGGCAGCAGGAUCCCCUGCUGUGUCACUGGUCUACACUCUAAAGAAUGGGACUGGCUUUCUUAAUGGCACUGCUGCCUCAAAUCUACUUGGUCAGCUGUCAGCUGAACUAGUGGGCUACUUCCUCUUCUAUCCGCCACUUAUUGUUGCUGAGCCAAUGGAAUAUCACAAUCUGAACACUUCAAUAGCAACCAGAGACUUCUGGGUUGUUACAGUGAUCCAGGAUGUGGAUAAUGCCAGCCUGGAGGGACAGUACCAAAGCUUCGCCAGUCUAAUGGAACAGCGCCUGGCAGAGUUGUUUGUGUUGGCGGGCCAGCAGGGCACUCGUUUUAGACGAGCAACGACUGUAGGCAGCUACACUGUCCAGAUGGUGAGCAUCCGCCGGAUCUCAGGGUUGAAGAAUCCGGCCGAGAUGACCUACUAUGUCCAACACAAUGGCAUUCCUUUAUUGGGCACAUCAGCUGCCAAGGUCCUGAACACAGUGGAUUCUCAGACUAUGGCGCUCACCCUGGGCUACUUUGUCCAGGUGCAAGCAGAACCUGUCGUCAAGAACCCUCCUAAUAACCUUUGGAUAAUCGCUGCUGUUUUGGCCCCGAUCUCCGUAGUAACACUCAUUAUUAUCAUCAUCACAGCUGUGCUGUGCAGGAAGAAUAAGAAUGACUUCAAAGCGGAUGCCAUCGGUAACCUUAACCCACGAGCUAAGAUGGCGUACCGGAGAGAUGUGGGCUAUUAUCACCAGCCAGUCCAAGGUUUUGACUAUGCCAAACAGCACCUUGGCCAACAAGGAGGAGAUGAGGAAACACUGCCUGUCAGUCAGGAUACCUUAGUGAUGUCUCUACAAAUACGGGACACACCACUUUCACUAGAAAAGGCUCUGCAACAAGAUGGAACUGCCAACAAGAAAAGUCUCACCACUGACAAACACAAAAGCAAGUUGCCAAGUGAGGAUGGUUCCGUCAUCAGCAACGAAUCAGAGAAGCCCAAUUCCGGCAGGGGCCUGACGGUGUCGAAAAUCACAGCACAGCAGAAACUGACAAAGGAGGAGACUCGCAAGAGGGACGAUCCAUAUGACACCUCCUCUGGCUCCCUGCAGCUUAUCUCCAUAAAGCCAGUGGCAGCACAGACCAACUACUCACAUCCGGCAUCCUCUGACCGCAGCCAGGACUCGGCUAUUGUCAAUGGAGAGGUGAACUUGGCACUGAAGCAGAAGUCAGACAUUGAACACUACAGGAACAAGCUGAGGCUGAAGGCUAAAAGGAAGGGCUAUUAUGAUUUCCCAUCCACCAAUGGCAGCAGCAGUGGCCGGGCUGUGGCACAGAGACAGCGACACGGUCAUGAGAGGGCUGCCGAUGAGCAUGGAAGACCGCUGGAGCCUGAUGAUGAGCGAGGUUCUACUUAUGUCAAGUCUCACAGAAGGCACUCGCAGGUAGGGCAGGCGGCCUAUCGAAGCAGACAAAGCUUAAGCAGUCCGAGCCCCGGAGGAACAGAGAUGGACCUGCUUGUAAUGAGAGAGAGACCCAGGAGAGGCAUCCGCAACAGCGGCUAUGAUCGAUCCUCUGAUGGGGAAUUAAAAUCCACAGGCUUCAUUACUGAGCCAGAGUUGAUUGAGGAGACAAAUGUUGAUCGUAUCAUGGGACCGCGGGGAUACAUGUAUGGACGGGGCUUGAAAGGCCACUCAGAGACAUCCACUCUCAGCUCGCAACCGUCGAUUGAUGAAGUGCGACAGCAGAUGCACCUGCUGCUAGAGGAGGCUUUCAGUCUGGCUUCAGGGGGGCAGUCCACAUCUGGAAGGCACUCCCACCACCACCAACCAAACCACUACAACCCUGCGCCGCCUCCCCUCCCUUAUGCAGAUGUGGUGACCAGUGCACCGGGUACAAUGAGCUCUGGACAGGGAGGCCUCCAGUGGGUGCCAUCUUAUGGUACAGAUAUGUAUCAGUGUAGCCUGCCGGAACCAGCCUUUCGCUUCACCCAGCUUCCUGAGGCCAUGGGUUCUCCUCCCCCUUUACCACCUCGCACUGGGCCCCCUCCUGGGACUUCUCUAAGACGUUCCACUUCUGACUUGGGGCCUAAGGGAAGGAGCUUAGAGACAUCUGUCGCUGAAAUGCAGAGUCAACAUGACAACAACCCAUAUGGGCCAACCACUAGAGCAGCACUUCCAUCUAUCACUGCAGAGCAGCCUGUGUCCAACUACUCAGGAAACCCAAUCACGGCUGUCUAUGCCAUCCCAGCCACGAGGCCCGGUUACUCAGAAUACUUUGUGUCCACACCGCCCACCUCCUACCACAGUCCCUCUUGGAUGUCUUAUCCACCUGAACCCGAGGAUGUGCCGCCACAGUGGGCAGAUUCUGUGCCCCUGCCUGGGUACGUAGAGGCUUUUCCUCAUCCUCGCUACCCACAGGGGAGCCCCACCAGGCUGCCUCUGCAGUAUAACCAGACACUGGAGCAGCCACCACCUGCCCCAAGCACAUCAUCCCAGCAAAGUCUACCCCAGGUGCUGAAGGACAUGGACAGUAUGCCCCUGAGCAGCCUCUCCACCUCAGCACUUGUGCAAGCGAUCCGACAGGAGGUGGCAAAGCUAGCGAAGAAGCAGAAUGACAUGUUUGAGUUCUAGGUUUGAUUCUGCUCCCAUGUGUGCAGGACAUGCACACAGUGGUGGCAUUCCUAUGGACAGAUUUUUGAUGUUUGUACUCUAUAACAGACUGAUGUUCUUUAUCCACUGAUGAUCCACUUAUUGAUUUCUUUUCAUACACCAUUGAUGUUUUUUUUUAGCUCCUGACUUUAGGGAAAUGAACAAAAGAUUAUUGCCAUCCUCUGUUGAUGAUGUCCAAAGUAAGUACACACAUCUCUCUGUAGAUAUGUCAAUAGGAGACGCUAAAUAUGGAAAAUGUCUUUUUUUCCCAUGAUCUCAAUUUUUUUGGUAAUCAGAGUUAAUUGAGAAGAGACAACCCCGUAGCGUUAUUGUCUGUACUGAGAGGACCAAAUUCUUCCUGUCAGAUGGGUAAGUAUAAACCACAGUGUAUAUGAGCAUGUACAGUAUAAGGACAUUGUGUAUCUAAUCUCCUUUUAUAGAACGUUAGCUUGAACAAGAUGGGCUCGAUCAAUAUCUGCUAAUAUCCGAAUCCAUACAAUAUCAAACCAGUGCAUCGCUUUUUAAUGUUUGUUUGCAGAUCACAUAAUAACACCAAUAACAACAAAUGCUUGUUAUCUUUGGUGGACUAAUAUUGUUUUUCUUUAUUUAGUUUAAACUAGUUUCUUUAAAUUAAGAAAUGGUUUAAAUACAGUGAAUGGGUAUUUGUGUUUUCAGUUUAACCCAAGUUAACAUGACGAUGCAUCCAUGAUGAUGUGACUGAUGAACUGUAUAUCUCCGUGUAUGCAAAGUGAGAGAAUCAUUCAUGACUGCAGUAUUUGUUGGGUGUUCAAAAAGUAAAUUCACUUGGUUAGCAUUAAGAGACCUUUCCUUUGAACAGUAAUAGGUGGUUAUUAUAGUAUAUUACUGUUGUCAAAUACUUAACCAUAUGUUUGGCUUUUUUAAUGUCGAAAACACAAACACUUUGGCUUUUGCAAACCCAAAUGAACAACUUUGAAGUCAAAUUUAUAUGCUCAGCUGGAUUUUUAUACUUUAUCAUUUGCCGAUGAUUCAGCACACGUACUCUACAAUUUCAAAUCCUUGAACAAAAUCCAGUCUCUUAACUUCUAGUAGUAUCGGCAUCGUUUCUUGUGAAGUUCAACUAUAAAGAUAGUGAGUAUAUGCUUGUUUACUGCCCCUAAAGCAUCUCGAUGGUCUCAAUGAGCACAUUUAAUGAAUAAAAUGCCACGUUUAUUUAAAUUACUGACACAUAAUGAGGUUCUGCAUCACCGCUCCCAUUCAGAGGUUUAAGCGCACAAGCCAUCGUCUCAUGGUUCAGAAACAGUGUUCAAGAUGAACAUAUCACUGUGGAUCAUCAUUGUGCCCUGGAGUCAUGCUAUAGAAGACAAUUACCUUCAUUUUUUUGGGAAGUUUUCAUAUGUAAUGAAACUAAGCCAGGUCAUACAUAACAAUAUAAAACAUGUCUGCCAACCUUGAAAGUUAAAAUGUGAGUAUUAAUGAUAGUGAUCCAGGCCCAGUAAAUACAGGAUAUAUAGUAUAUAAAUUUACAGGUUAAAUAAAAGACCAAGCCUUGAAUAGUAUAAAGGACACUUAUUACAAUUAUUUUAGCAGGGACAAGAAGAAAGGCGGUCACGAUUAUUCUCUGGAAAAAUGAAAAGAAAUCCUGCUGACUUUUCUAAUGGGAUGGGUUUAAUUUAGCCAUCUUUAUGAACUUUGUCAGCCUCAUGUUAGGACACCAUAUUAGGCCCCAAAACAAAUGUUUAAAACUCCCAUUGAAGGAAUUUUUUCCUCAUAUUUCACUGUGGCAUGAAAGGCUCUAGCAGGUUAGUUUGAACUCUUCAUGCAUAAUUGCUUGCACGGGAACUGAAAGUGGGACUGACUGAAGAUGAGUGCAUGUAGGCCUACACCAGGGAUGCUGCAAUAUAUUUGUAUACACACUGAGAUGGUAUAGAUUGCCUACUUUUAUUGAUAUUCACGUGGAAUGCUUUGCUGAUUAUGUUCUGAUCAAUGCUGUUGUGGGUAAACAGUGAGUGGUGACAUAAAGAGUGAAGAUGCCUUCAAAUCAUUGUUUCCUUUUAUAGAGCAGUAUUGCUUUUUCAGCAAUCCUGGAUGAAUUUAGCCUUUUUGCCUCAUGAUUACUUAAAAAGUCUCCUUCUUUUCCAGUAACUGUUAUUUUAUACUCAUCCCUGUUGAUGUGUAUGUAGUAAUGAAGAAAUCUUGUCUGUCCGAAACUCAACACAAACUGUCUGCUUGUUUUUAUUAAUUUUACUGAUUAUUCAGACAAGCACUUGUGUCUUAAAAGCUGUAGGUAAUACAGUGAAACCAUUUUUGUGAGUACCAGAAGUGAAGACCUUUCCACAUUCUCAUGCUGGAUAUCUGAGAAAACUUAGUGAUAUGAAACAAAGGGGUUUUAGGAUAUUAUUUGAUUUGAAAAAAGAUGAGUAUUUAUUCUCUAAAAUUAAAUGCAAA